AUGGAGAAUUGCGUGUUGAGGUGCGCGAGCGCGAGUUGUUACGACGAAGUGUACGGACGCGAUGCGCUGGAGGAGGGAGAGGUGGACACGGAGCGUGGACGGGCGUUUCGGUCGUGCGCGAGGGAGGAGUUGAGGCGGUUGCGCGGGUAUCAGACGUUCGGGACGGAGUGA
This is a messenger RNA of Ostreococcus lucimarinus CCE9901, 171 nucleotides long. RefSeq lists its product with no specific name. The coding region runs from base 1 to 171 and encodes 56 amino acids. NCBI's taxonomy places the organism in Eukaryota, Viridiplantae, Chlorophyta, Mamiellophyceae, Mamiellales, Bathycoccaceae. The transcript has a single exon. The record is from RefSeq and is a predicted model, not a curated record.